This is a messenger RNA of Nothobranchius furzeri (turquoise killifish), 6583 nucleotides long. It is a transcript of the gene mtnr1aa, whose product is annotated as melatonin receptor 1A a. Gene Ontology annotation, cellular component: plasma membrane. Gene Ontology annotation, molecular function: melatonin receptor activity. Gene Ontology annotation, biological process: G protein-coupled receptor signaling pathway. Lineage: Eukaryota; Metazoa; Chordata; Actinopteri; Cyprinodontiformes; Nothobranchiidae. The record is from RefSeq and is a predicted model, not a curated record.
GGGCGCAGGAGUGACUCCGAGGCGAGCAGAGCAGCGGCUGGCUCUCCAGAGCUGAAUGAGAACCAAGGAGCUGGUGGAGGUGGAGGAGGAGGUGGUAAGGGGGAAUGGAAAAGGCACGCGUGGAAAUGAUGAAACCAGCCUUUAGUUUCAACCCACCGCCGUCCACUUUUUAGGAUUCUCGCGCGCAGACUUGCUCAGGUGGGACAAGUUCCGCACAAUGUUCAUGAAUGGGUCUCAUCUGAACAGCUCCGCAGACCCGACCGUGAGCCGCCCGCCGUGGGUCACCACCACUCUGGGCUGCUUCCUCAUCUUUACCAUCGUGGUGGACAUCCUGGGAAACCUCCUGGUCAUCUUCUCCGUGUACAGGAACAAGAAGCUCAGGAACGCAGGAAACAUCUUUGUGGUUAGUCUUGCAGUGGCGGACCUCGUGGUGGCCAUCUACCCAUACCCUUUGGUCCUCACCUCUAUUUUUCACAAUGGCUGGAACCUGGGUUACGCCCAUUGCCAGAUCAGUGGCUUCCUUAUGGGUGUCAGCGUCAUCGGCUCCAUCUUCAACAUCACCGGGAUUGCCAUAAACAGAUACUGCUACAUCUGCCACAGCCUCAAAUAUGACAAACUGUACAGCGACAAAAACUCUGUCUGCUAUGUGAUGUUAAUAUGGGCCUUGACUGUAGUGGCCAUCAUACCCAACCUGUUUGUGGGUUCGCUUCAAUACGACCCACGGGUUUAUUCCUGCACCUUCGAGCAGUCGGCCAGCUCGGCGUACACCAUUGCUGUGGUAUUUUUUCAUUUUAUUUUACCCAUUAUGAUUGUUACUUACUGCUACCUGCGGAUUUGGAUUUUGGUCAUUCAGGUGAGGAGGAGAGUCAAACCGGACAAUCGACCCAAGUUGACUCCGCACGACGUCAGGAACUUUGUCACAAUGUUUGUGGUAUUUGUGCUCUUUGCCGUUUGCUGGGCGCCGCUCAACUUCAUCGGCCUGGCUGUAGCAAUCAAGCCAGAGGUCGUGGUUCCCCUCAUCCCAGAGUGGUUAUUUGUGGCCAGCUACUUCAUGGCCUACUUCAACAGCUGCCUUAAUGCCAUUGUGUAUGGUGUGCUGAACCAGAACUUCCGGCGGGAGUACAAGCGCAUAGUAGUGUCUGUGUGUACAGCCCGUAUAUUCUUCCAGGACAGCUCCAAUGAUGCAGGCGAGAGGCUCAAGAGUAAACCAUCACCGCUCAUGACCAACAAUAACCAGGUCAAGGUGGACUCUGUCUGAACUCAGAAUCAUGAACUCAUUUGCUGUUUAUUUAAUUAUUGUUUUAAUAGUUAUCAUAAAAAGAAUAUAAUACCAAAUCCAAUUAUGAAAAACUGCUUGUAUGCUCUGAGCUGUGAUACUGUACGGUGCUACCUGACCUCUGAACAAUCAGGGGUAAAUAUAAACAUUGUCUUUUAUCAGCACUUUGACUCAGCAGAACGUGUAGUAAAGUGAAUAUAAAACAUUGGGUUUGUUUUCAUAUUUGCAGUGAUGAUAUAAAUGUAUCAUGCAUUACGUAAGUAUAUAUUUUGUAUUAUAUGCAACACACACACACACACAGUCCUGUGCAAAACUUGACUCAUUUCUUUUAAUACAGUGGUCUUUAUCAGUAGUUCUCCAGUUGUGCUGAAGGUCGUGAAGUUUUCUAAACCAGUUCCAUAUUUGUCAUUAUUUAUGAAGCCAUACACCUGAUCUGUGAGGUAAUGAGGCAUCAAAGCACCUAAAUGUCAGGGAUGAACCAGUAUUGUGUCAACACAGACAUGUUGGCUAGCUAAAGUCUCAGCCAGCUGCUGAGAUUUUAACCUUUUCAACUUUGAACUUUCAAAUUUGAACUCAAGAAGUUACUUCCCAAGCAUUACUGAUUGAACUGUAAAAACAUUCAAGCUAAAUAAUCACAGGCACAAUGAAAACUCAAGGAGUUUUAACUAUUAUUGUACUACUUAUAUGUAUAUCCUUUAAUUUUUUUUCUAAUUUUCACAUCAUCUGAUGGUGACGUGGAUGAUGGUUAGCGUUAUUACACCUGACACUUCUCCAUUUGUCCUUUACAGCCAAUCCAAAAGAGAAAUUUUUGAAAGAUCUUCAGAAGCCCCAAAGAACUAGUAAUCAAGACCAUAUCAAAUAAUUAUACAGGUCCAGCUGUUCAGAAGAAAGUUGGAAGAAGUUAGUAGUUGUUUAAAGACCAUGACUCAUUUGACUUUGCAAUGUUGAAGUUUUAUCUCCACAAAUAACACAAGCCUGAAGGAGUUCUGCUCUGUUGUGGAGUUGCUAAUGCUAACGGUUAGCUUCUACUAGCUAAGAUGUGCCGUGCUCUCUCCUGGAUGCUACACCAACAACAGCAUAUUUUCACUUUCAGUCAGCAUGUUAAACUCAGAGUGACUGAUCACGUUUCUAAAUUAAGAAUAUAAAGGUUUUCCAGUGAACUUGGUCUUUUAAAACUUUUGCACAAUAAUGUGUACAAACACCCCAGCAAAACAACUGUGCAUUUUUUGACAGAUACCUUUAUUUAUUUAUUUAUUUUUACAAAACUUUGUUCAAGCAAAUAACAAAAAAAUAAUAUUUUGUUAAAAAUAACAAUGAAAUUAACCCUAAGAACCUAAUUUGUGACACUGUAACCGAGUUGGAGCAAUGUGGGUUGCUGCAGUCCUAUUUUAUACUUGACGGCACCAUCCUUCUAUGUUGGGUUUAAAAUUAGUAAGAGGGAUUUCUUUCUCUCCACUUUUUCAGCUCAUCGUACUGUAUGCAUGGUAAUCAGGAAAUGUUUAUAUGCAAAAUAAAAAGUGAUAUCAAUGAAAGGUUUGCUCUAGCCGUGUCUUCAGUUGAAUACAUUUCUGAUUUAUUUAGAGUUCACUUAGGCCAUGUACACAUGUAGCAGGGUUUUUGUAAAAUAAAAUAUCUUCCCCCUCCAAUCUAGGAUUUUCAGCUAAAACUCUAGUGCAUUGUAAAGCCCAUUCAUAGGCAGGCCAAGCCUGUAGGUGGCACUAGUUCCCCAAAUCAUUGGCAUCUUUGUCGAAAUACAUUUCCUGGAUGUGGAAUAACUAAUAGAAAAAGUUUGUGCUCUACCUUAUUUUGUUUGUCCAUGAGUGGUUUAACGUGUACACUCCAUCUCUGUUUAGGGUUGGCAUUUUUGCUAUUCUGUCUAAGGCAUUGAUGAUAAAGAAUUUCAAAGAAACAGAAUGAAUGUAACCAAGCUGGAAUAACUAGGUGACCUUAGAACUGAAGAAGCUUCUCGGAUGAGAGGUGAAAGGUCUUCAAGCAACUCAAAGAAGUCCAGACGCUUUUCUUUCAAAGCUCAUUAGACAUUUGUCCUUAACAUUGUCCUUCGCUAUGUUGAACAUGUAAUGUCAGAGCAAUUUUGUCCCGGGCAGUGACGUUGCGAAACCUAAAACCCCGAAUAUUUACAUCCACAAGCAAAUGUGAACAAUGAAGAAAUUACAGUAACGCUUCAUUUUACAGUCUCCUAAUUACAAAGUACUUACAUGGCAAUUACAUAGUAAGUUAGAGUGUAUUAUUGUUUGAGUUCUUAAACAGUUAUUACCAUGUAAUAAUGGGGCGACGGUGGCACAGGAGUUAAGUGCUCGCCCCGUAAUCGGAAGGUUGCAGGUUCGAGCCCCGCUCAGUCUGUCGCUGUCGUUGUGUCCUUGGGCAAGACACUUAACCCUCCUUGCCUGCUGGUGGUGGUCGGAGGGACCGGUGGCGCCAGUUCUUGACAUCCUCGCCUCCAUCAGUGCGCCCCAGGGCAGCUGUGGCUAAAUUGUAGCUCAUCCCCACCAGUGUGUGAAUGUGUGUGUGAAUGGGUGAAUGACUGGUUGUGUUCUAAAGCGCCUUGAGGGUUUCCAGGACUCUAGAAGGUGCUAUAUCAAAUACGGGCCAUUUACCAAGUAACUCAGAUUCAAUUCUACUUUUAUUUUUUUAAUCAUUCCCAGUAAAUACUGCUUUACACGGUAAUUACACUUUAUUACAAUUAUACACUUUAAUUACACAAUAUUACACUUUAACUUACUGUGUGAUUACCUUGUUAUUACCAUGUAAGUGCUUAGUAAUUAGGGGACUGUAAAAGAAAGCGUUACCGAAAUUACAAUUUGGUUUUUGAAAGAAUAAUUUUUGGUGACAAAUUUCUUCACUUUCAUGUGGAUGACAGGCCAAACUGUAAAAAAAUUCUCUGUUUUGUGGGAAACCUGACUACAUGUACAGAGGGUCUGUGAGUUGGGACAAACCUUUCCUUGCAGAAUUGCCCUACUGAGAUCGUUGUGGCGUUGCCUUUUGUUUGUAAUUAGGUAAUGUGUUCUGGCCUCCUUUUAAAGCUACAUCAGCUGCCUUUCAAAGACAUGAAUCAGACAAAAGAAUUACAUUGGGCUUCCAUGGGACUGAAGCUGCAGUAUUCAAGGUGAAGCGAAAAGACCUUGCCUGCUACUUUCACCUUAUCAACCAUCUGCCCCUCUAAAUACCGUGACAGGUGGAAUAAUGUUGCAAACCUGCAAAGGGACUUUACUUGUCGGUUUUUCUCUUAGCCGUUUGAUUUAAACUGAGAAGUUUCAUUUUAAUAAGAGUACAAGGAGCUACAAAGCAUAUAAUCUGGCUUGUCUAUACUGCUGAAAUACCAGCGUGAUAGAUUUUACCUAAAGUGGUCAUCAGUAGCUAUAAAAAGAUAAUAUACAGUCUAUUUUACUUGGACAAUGUGCAUAAAGUACUGGUAGGCACCAGAGUCCUUCACUCUGUGAAGGACUCUCCAGAGCCCAGGAGAGGACACUGUAUAGGCUACUGUACAUCGAGGGUCCGGACAUGUGUCUCACCCUCCGCGUAGGCAACCCGCUUAGAGGAAUCGGGAGAAGAGCUCAGCGAUGCAUUUUCAAAUCCACUCAGCUUACAUAACGGCCACUGACCAUCAUCCUCUAAGAGCUGAAAGGGCUCCCAGUGGACUACCCCCCACCCCUCCCCGUCUCUGCAUUUAAUCCCAAGAGCUGUGUGUGUUUGGAAAAACUGAAGGGGUUGCUGAUGAGCAAAUGCAAAAAUCCCUGGGAUUUACUCUGCCCCCAAACAGUCAUGCAGUAAUCUGGGCCAAGUGUGCGUGUGCCGUUUAGCCCAGGAUGUGUAUUUUGUUUAGUGAUCAGUAAAGCUGAUUUUUAAUUUAUUUAUUGAUUCAAUAUAUGAAAGAGAAAAAUAAAGUGUCACUCAAAUUUCCAGUCGAUAAACCAACUUGUUUGUUCAAAGUUUACAGAACUGCUGCUCUAUCAGAAAAGUGAGUAAAGGAUUCCACCAAAAUGAGAGCCAAGGUGGGGCUAUUGAUCUCCAAGUCUGUUAGGUAAUCAUAAAUUUGGACAGAGCUGUAAUGAUGUCAUCUGUUGGCUGUGAAGAGCCAUUUUAAUGUUUGAAUCUGAGCCAUUGUUGUGUCUUUGGAGCCAUAACUUAGAAUAUGGAGAGGCUCAGACGUUCAGGAGCUUCACUGGACUAAUGGAAGUACUGUGGCAAACAUUUUCUACUUUACAAAAUAAAUCAUUUCAGAAGGAUUGCAGGAGAUCAAGAUUUGAAAACGAUACAAAAAAUAAGUCAAAGAAGUGGCAUCUAACUACCAGUAUUAAACUAAUUGAAACGCCAGCAAAUGUCAGAAAACAUACAAUAACCCGAGCAAAACCUCCCGUCGCUGUGCGUCAGUAUUCCAACAGCUGAAAUGUUUUCCCAACCUUCCUUAUUGUCUACAGGAGAGAUUCAUGAACAUUAGACCAAAUGUAUGGUUACCUGGAUGAUAACGACCUGCUUUUCAUUAAAACAUGAAAGUUUAGGUACAUUUUUCAAGUAAAUAUCCAACCAACCUGUCUUACUUCUAUGCCAAUUCUGAAGAGAUAAAGCACGUAUUUGCACGUUUCACUUAUAAAAUUAACAACAAUAGAAAUAUAGAAUGAUGUUAUUUAACAUUUAAAGGUGGAAUAUGAAACACAAACACCAAAGGGACAUCUAGUGUGAGGAGGAUGUACAAACUGGACUUUUCAAAGUCCUCAGAUUAGAAAAAAUGUUGAAAAAGUUUAGUUUUUUUAUUGAUCUAAGGCCAUCAUGCUCCAGUAUGCGUUUCAUAUUUUCUACUACUACCACUACUACUACUAGUAGUAGUAGUAGUAGCAGUAGUAGUAGUAAGUAAAUGUUAUUUAUUUAGCACUUAUCACAGGCAAAGAAUCACAAAGUGCUUCACAUAGAUCAAAACAAAAUAAAAUAUAAAGUCAUAAAAUCAUAAUGAUCCCAAAACAGAAAUAGAUUUACAUCAGAAAAAAAAUAAGUCAUAAAAUUAUAAAAUUUCAUAAACAGACAAAGAUGAUUGCAAAUUUCACUUAAAAAUAAGAAAACAAGAUUUUGGUUAAAGCAGCUUUAAAUAAAUGGGUCUGCAGCUGUUUUUUUUUAAGUGUCCAGACUGUCAAUGCUACGUAAGAAUGAAGGAAGAUUAUUCCGAAGUCGGGGUGCAACAGUCUGGAAGGAGCGAUCACCUCAACUUUUAUAUCUGGUCUUUGGAACUUCUAGAAGGUUCUGGUGUGUGGACCUGAGGUCUCGGGUUGGAGCAUAAGACUUUAACAGUUCAGUAAU